Messenger RNA from Funneliformis caledonium, 729 nucleotides. The record is from the annotation of a GenBank genome assembly. NCBI's taxonomy places the organism in Eukaryota, Fungi, Glomeromycota, Glomeromycetes, Glomerales, Glomeraceae.
AUGCCAAAACACCGCCCAAUUGCAGUUACUUUGGUGGAUCUUGGUUCUAUAGUUGAAGAAUUUCACUAUGGGCCAUAUUCACGUUUUUGGUGGAAAACGUCAACAGAUAAAGAAAACACGACUUUUUUCCCCCUUCGUAUUGGUCAAAAAACCAAAACCUGUCUUAAUAAUCGCAAUUUUUUUGUAACUAUUGUUGUUGGUAAUAAAAAUCAUGUUUUUUUACCUGGGUAUUUGUGUCAAAGUGACGCAUAUAUUGGUCAAAUAGAAAACGAUCCUUCUAAAGCUAUAUCUUCGGUAUAUACACAAAUUUUUGAAAAUGGAACUCGAUUUUCUGGUCCUUUGGUAUUAGGAUGGCAAGAUGAAGAUAUAAUUCAUAGACUUUUAGGAGAUGUUUUAUUUGUUCCUAUUUCGAUUAUUAUUGAAUCACUGAAAAUAUUUAUAUAUGGGAUAGGAGUUUCUUCUCAAGUAGAUUGGCUUAACGCUGGUUCCGGAUACAAAUCAUCUUUGAUAUACAAAUUUAACGGCAAUAAACAGGCAAUUUAUGUGUCUAAAAUUGAAGAUAAAUGUAUUCUUGAAAUUUAUCAAGAUAACCAAUUGAAAAAAAAAUUUGAAGGGGAAACACCAAUUGCUGUAUGGGAAAAAUCAGAGCUAAUAAAAAAUAUAACGGAAAUCUACUAUUUGGCCUUGAAAAUUCUUUCGUCCAAACUCUCAUUCAUCAGCAUAAAGUAA